AUGGCAAUGAACAUGGGCGUUAAAGCUCUGCUCGCCUGGUUCAACAGUAUGAAACUGGCCGAGCGAGAGCUAAGCGUCCACGAUUUAAACGAUGGGAUAUUCUUGUUGCAAGUCGUCCAUAAAUUGAAAGAUGAAACACAUGGCCAUUUGAAUUUGUCAAUUGAGGCUCGAUUGCAGAUCAUCGCUGACUUCUUAGAAAGAGACUGUCGGUUCAGUCCUGACAGAGGAGCCUCUGUGUCAUGGGAUGACAUAAAAAAUGGUGACAAAUUAACAGUAGAAAUAUCAAAGGUGCUUUUGUUACUGGUGUACUACGACAUGAUGAAUGACCGCUGUACCUUAAAUAUGCUGGAAUACGAAGUUGAGCGGGAGAUUGCAGUUCUUACUGACCGAUUUGUGCUGGAGUGUGAGGGCCAUGUUUUCCUGAACGGUGGGAUUGAGGCCUAUUUAGGAAAGAAAUAUUUGUCUGUGACAGCUAAAAAUGUAGAUGGAUCUGACACAUCAUCCAUUACUAGUCCAUCAACUUUCUCUUCACUCUCGGAUGAGUCCCCAGUCUUCCACCGUUCUCCAAAAGUCAAAUUUAUGGAACUGCAAACUGUGGCUUCUUCAUCUGUCAGCAAGUCUCCUCUGCAAUAUGUCAUGAACACUCCUCAGUUCCAGCUGAAGAAGCUGAAAAGGCAGAUGGCCCAAGACAGUGAAUACAGGGAUGAACUGGCGAAAGAGUUGGCUAGCAAGAUGGCCCUCAUUGCACAGAGAGAAUCCCACAUUAACCAGCUACAGUACCAUCUGGAUAAGUUGAAGGGUGAACAGAGUGAACAGGAGAAGGUUGCCGGCGAACAACUACAGGAACUACAGGCCAAGAACGACAUGUUACAAAGCCGUGUUCAUGAGCUGUUCAAGCACAAUAAUGAUAUGAAGAGCAAUUCCUCCCAUAUGGAACGUAAAUUGGAUGAGUUGAUGGAAGAGAAUGGAAUACUCUCUGUACAGGUCAAAGAAGUAUGUUCACAGCUGGUGUUAUCUGAAGCUGAGGUUCGGAGACUGAUGGAGAACGAAGAGUCUGCUCAAAAGGAGUGGAGCCUCAACACUUGCCACAUUCAGUCUAAACUUGACCACGCUAUGGCUGAGAAGGAAUUCCUGAAUGAACAAAUUCAGAUACUGCAGGGGAAGAUCUUGUCUUUGGAAGAUCAAAUGACCAGCGCUACAGAAGAAGAGAGAGGAGAAAAUAUGGGGCCCAUUAUGGAGAGAGAAGUAUUUGAGAAGGAGAUUAACUGUCUGAAGAACCAGCUGGAAAGUACAGUCGCCUCCUUGAGAAAGACAGAGUUAGAAGUUCAGGCUAAAGAAAUCCAGCUGGCUGAGUAUCAACAGGAAAUCAUUCAGCAAAAAGAACGUAUGGAGAAGCAAGUGUUAAAGGCCCAAGAACAGAUGCAAGCCAAGGAAGAAUUUCUGGCUAAACUGCAAAGAGAGAGCUCAGAGCAAAGAUGUGUAUUACAACAGGAGAUCCAGGAUUUAAAGCUCCAAGUUGACAGCAUUAGUGCCUUACUGAAGAAGGCUCAAGCGGAUUCACAAACCAAAGAUGAGCAGCAUCAGCAGGAAUAUAAUCGACAGAAAGAAGCCCUCCAGCAGGCUCAGGCAACUUCUGAGGAGCAGGUGAGAAGACUGAAGGAAGAGAUCCAUUCUAAGCAGGAGCAGAUGGAUAACCUAAAAAAAGAGCACUCUGAGCAGUCAGCACUGCUGAAUGUAGAGAUCCAAGUAUUGAAGAACCAAGUGGAGAGUCUUCAUUCCUCAGUGAUGAAGGCUGAGGAAGAGGUACAGACCAAGGAGGAUAUCUUGAACAAACAGCAGCAAGAGAGCUCUAAAAUCCAAGAGGCUCUGCAGGAGAGGAUAACUAUGUUUCAAGAGGAAGUGCAUGGGCUGCAUGAUGAGGUUAAAAGUCUCUUAGAAAAGCUGGAGAGCAUGAGUUCCUCCAUCAAUGAUGCAGAGGAGAAUAUUAAGGCCAAAGAGCAGCAGUUGGCCAAGCUCCAGCAGGAGAAAACUGAACAGAGGGAUAUACUGCAAGGGCGUCUUGAUGCCUCUGAAGUAGAGAUGGAAAAACUCAAGGAAGCUCAAAAAGCAAAUGAAAACCUCCUCCUUCAGGCUGAGGAGAGGAUCGAGCAUCUCCAGAAAGAAUUGUCUAAUGCCAACUCCUUCUGUGCUGAUAAAGAUCUUAAGCUUAACAUUCUACAAGAUGAGGUUGCUGUCCAAACUGAGUCAGUAAGAAAAGCCAAGGCAGAGAUUGAAACCAAAGAAGACAUGCUGGCAAAGUUACUUCAGGAAGGCUCUCACCGACAGGAAGUUCUCCAGUGUGAGAUCCAGGUCUUGAAGGACCAGGUAGAAAGUCAAACAUGCUCUCUCAAAAAAGCAAAUGAUGAUAUUCAGGCUAAGGAAGAUCAGCUAGCUAAGAAUCAACAAGAGGACAGAAAACAAAAGGAAGCACUCCAAGAGCAGAUAGUAGUCUCUCAAGAGGAGGUGAAGAAACUCAAUGCGGAGAUCCAAUCAAAAGAGCAACAGCUCAUUUUGCUGAAGAAUGAGUAUUCAUCGCACUCUGAACUACUACAGCAGGAGAUAAAAGAUCUGAAAAAUCAAGUAGAGAGUAUUGGUGACUGUCUCAAAAAAGCUGAUGAACAGGUUCAAAGUCAGUCGGUGCUGCUUAUUACGCAGGAGCAGGAGAAUGCUCAUCAGAGAGAGCUUUUGCAGCAGCAGCUGUUUGCAUCUGAAGAAGAAGUGAAGAAAAUGACCAAGCUCCAGCAGGAGAAAACUGAACAGAGGGAUAUACUGCAAGGGCGUCUUGUUGCCUCUGAAGUAGAGAUGGAAAAACUCAAGGAAGCUAAGAAAGCAAAUGAAAACCUCCUCGUUCAGGCUGAGGAGAGGAUGGAGCAUCUCCAGAAAGAAUUGUCUAAUGCCAACUCCUUCUGUGCUGAUAAAGAUCUUAAGCUUAACAUCCUACAAGAUGAGGUUGCUGUCCAAACUGAGUCAGUAAGAAAAGCCAAGGCAGAGAUUGAAACCAAAGAAGACAUGCUGGCAAAGUUACUUCAGGAAGGCUCUCAUCGACAGGAAGUUCUCCAGUGUGAGAUCCAGGUCUUGAAGGACCAGGUAGAAAGUCAAACAUGCUCUCUCAAAAAAGCAAAUGAUGGUAUUCAGGCUAAGGAAGACCAGCUCACUAAGAAUCAACAAGAGGACAGAAAACAAAAGGAAGCACUCCAAGAGCAGAUAGUAGUCUCUCAAGAGGAGGUGAAGAAACUCAAUGCGGAGAUCCAAUCAAAAGAGCAACAGCUCAUUUUGCUGAAGAAUGAGUAUUCAUCGCACUCUGAACUACUACAACAGGAGAUAAAAGAUCUGAAAAAUCAAGUAGAGAGUAUUGGUGACUGUCUCAAAAAAGCUGAUGAACAGGUUCAAUUUCAGUCGGAUCUGCUUAUUAAGCAAGAGCAGGAGAAUGCUCAUCUGAGAGAGCUUUUGCAGCAGCAGGUGUUUGCAUCUGAAGAAGAGGUGAAGAAGAUGACCAAGCUCCAGCAGGAGAAAACUGAACAGAGGGAUAUACUGCAAGGACGUCUUGUUGCCUCUGAAGUAGAGAUGGAAAAACUCAAGGAAGCUCGGAAAGCAAAUGAAAACCUCCUCCUUCAGGCUGAGGAGAGGAUCGAGCAUCUUCAGAAAGAAUUGUCGAAUGCCAACUCUUUGUGUGCUGAUAAAGAAAUAAAGCUUAACAUCUUACAAGAUGAGGUUGCUGUCCAAACUGAGUCAGUAAGAAAAGCCAAGGCCGAGAUUGAAACCAAAGAAGAUAUGCUGGCAAAGUUACUUCAGGAAGGCUCUCACCGACAGGAAGUUCUCCAGUGUGAGAUCCAGGUCUUGAAGGACCAGGUAGAAAGUCAAACAUGCGCUAUCAAAAAAGCAAACGAUGAUGUUCAGGCUAAGGAAGACCAGCUAACUAAGAAUCAACAAGAGGACAGAAAACAAAAGGAAGCACUCCAAGAGCAGAUAGUAGUCUCUCAAGAGGAGGUGAAGAAACUCAAUGCGGAGAUCCAGUCAAAAGAGCAACAGCUCAUUUUGCUGAAGAAUGAGUGUUUAUCGCACUCUGAACUACUACAACAGGAAAUAAGAGAUUUGAAAAAUCAAGUAGAGAGUAUUGGUGACUGUCUUAAAAAAGCUGAUGAGCAGGUUCAAAUUCAGUCAGAUCUGCUUAUUAAGCAGGAACAGGAGAAUGCUCAUCAGAGAGAGAUUCUGCAGCAGCAGGUGUUUGCAUCUGAAGAAGAGGUGAAGAAGAUGAAGGGGGAGAUCCAGGCUAGAGAGAGACAGCUCCAUCUGUUGAAGAAGGACAGCUCAGAUCAAUCUGCACUUGUACAUCAGGAGAUCCAAGGUUUAAAUAGCCAGUUGGAGAGUCUCCGUUCCUCACUCAGGAAAGCUGAGGAGCAGUUACAAGCCAAGGAAGUUAUCAUUCAGGAGAAAGAAGCUCUACUGGCCAGGGUUCUUCAGGCAGAACAGAGUCAUGAAGCUCUGAGGAAACAUCUCGAAGUCUGUGCUCUGGAGAAAGAUAAGCUUGACCAGGCUAAACAGAUUUUGGAGCGAGAGAAUAAAGCCUCCCAUAAGCUGAAGUUGAUACUUCAGCAGGAGCUUACCUCACUUAAACAGGAGCAGAAGAUAUGUAUGCAAGAGAGAAAGAAAGCUGAAGAACAGGCGAAGCUGACCAGAGACCUACAGGAACAGUUGACAGCUAAAUCUGAGGCUGCAGCACACUAUAAAGCUCAGAUGGAAAAGGCUGUGAGCCAUUAUGAUGGCAAGAAGAAGCUUCUUCAAGAAAGUCUGGAGAAAGCGACUGAACUGCAGCACUCCUUAGAAAUGAAAGAAUAUGAACUAAAGGCAGUAACAACUGAAUUCACACUGCUGCAGCUAGAUUUGGAGACAACCCGAGGCAACGAGAACAACCUUUUGAGGAGGGUAGCCAGUUUGGAAUCACAGCUUGCCUUUGCUGACCGUAACCUUCGGGAAAAAAACAAGAUUCACGGCAAUGAAGGAUCAGUCAAGGAGUUGGCAUACCUCGAUACCGCCAGCGUACGGAAAAGGGUUCAGACUCGGGCCCAGAUGGAAAAGUACAACAGCUCCGAUAGUCUAGAACAAAGCUCACUGGAAGACUCUUUAAACACCACAAGGAGACCAUCAGCACCAGGGGAGUCCAGCACUCCUCUUGUUCGCAGCUCAGAGCGCCUGGCCGCCAAACGUCGGGCUUUGGGGACAGAGUCUCUCGAGACCCUUUACUUCACACCCAUGAACAGCAAACAAAUGAAAACGACCAGCAUGGAAUGCAAUCUGGAGCACACCCUGACCUCUCCAGGUGACUUUGUUCUGGAUUCUGCAAGGAAGAAUCUGACCUCCUCCGUCAAACGUCGCAGGACCACACAAGUUGUCAACAUCACCAUGACCAAGAAGACUCCAGGCCGUGGAGGGAAUGAAUGUGAUGAGACUUUCUACAGUCUGUCCACAGCCCACUCACAGCCAAACCUUUCUCAUCCCAUCUCAAUGGAACCGUUUGACACGCCUGCCAGAUUGGCUGGUACUGCCAGUGACCAGCUGCUCAGUCUGCCAGGGUACAGGCGGAGCGCUGCUCACAACACUGCGCACCCACGAGGCACAAGUACGUUCUGUGUUGGUGCUGAGCAUGAGCCAGACAGUGCAGGUGAUGAUUGGAUGAGGAUUGCUGAGCUCCAGGCAAGAAACAAGUCUUGCCUGCCCCAUCUAAAGAGCAGCUACCCUGUGGAGUCUAGGCCUGGCCUCUGCCCUGCCUUUAUUUGCACGGAUGAAGACCUCCGCACAGGCGACCCAUCUGAGACAAUUCGCAGGGCAUCCAUGAUACCUGGCCAGCUGCAGGACUCUCUUUUCUCCAACCGCCUCUCCUUCAUGGUGGGACAGACUGGUACCCAUUCCCUCCGUCACUCCCUAAUGCCUGGCCAGCUUCCAUCCAAAAUCAAAAGUUCUGCAAAACUGCAAAGCCCAAGAGGCACAAAGCGGCCGUCAUCUACACUGUUGCAACCUCAGUCCUCUCCCGAGACAAAGGUUAAGGCCGGGUGCUUUCCCCUUACUCCCAAAAACAAGAUCAGCAAUGGACCUUCCAGCUCUGCCCUCAGUCCAACUACCCUGUCUUUAUCCCAGGCUGAACGAAGGCAGUCCAUGAUGUUCACCGUUGAGAACACCCCUAAGAAAAACACUUACCUACAGAAGGGGCUGAACAAACUACUUAACUCUAACCGCAAAUCUCCAGGCAAAAAAUCCAAGAAGUCGCCAGCUCAGACAAUUUCCCAUAAAGCUCCAAGAACCGUGGUAUCCCGCUCUGGAAUGGGACGAACCAGGAAUGGUAGCGUUAAAUCACCCCAGACGACAGCUAGAGGGCAGAGGAAGUCUCCACGUGCUGUCAAUACAGCCAAGUCACCAGGCAUUACUGCUAGUGCCCGCAAGCUAAUGAGAUUCAAGAUGAAGGUCUAA
Messenger RNA from Lampris incognitus (smalleye Pacific opah), 6501 nucleotides. It is a transcript of the gene numa1, whose product is annotated as nuclear mitotic apparatus protein 1. The transcript is spliced from 23 exons. Gene Ontology annotation, biological process: establishment of mitotic spindle orientation. Bases 1 to 6501 code for a protein of 2166 amino acids. The record is from RefSeq and is a predicted model, not a curated record. Gene Ontology annotation, cellular component: spindle microtubule; spindle pole; centrosome. Lineage: Eukaryota; Metazoa; Chordata; Actinopteri; Lampriformes; Lampridae. Gene Ontology annotation, molecular function: microtubule binding.